Molecule: messenger RNA, 2142 nt
Organism: Stylonychia lemnae
Lineage: Eukaryota; Ciliophora; Spirotrichea; Sporadotrichida; Oxytrichidae
Source: the annotation of a GenBank genome assembly
AUGGAAAGUCAAGAUCAUCAAGAGAAUAAAAACAAUCUCGAAGGAGAUAAAAAAGAUAAGCCUCAACCUUAAAAAGAAGGCAAAGUGAUAGUGAGAAAUUUAGGUUUCGAUCUGAAAGAAGUGCAUUUAAAGAAAGAAUUCUAGAAGUAUGGAAAGAUCAUAGAUGCUAAUGUUCCGCUAAAGAAUGAGACUAAUACUAAUAGAGGUUUUGGUUUCAUUGAAUUUUCUACAAAAGAGGAGGCUUAAAAGGCUAUAGAUGGAAUGAAUGGAUAGAAGUAUAAGGGUAGAGUAAUUGCGGUUGAAUUCUCAGCACCAAGCAGAAAAUAUGAGAACAGAGUGCAGAGUUUUAUUGAUAAUACUAAAAUGUCAAGACAAGAUAUAGUCCAGCCAUUGGUGAUCAGAAACGAAAAAGAAGAAAAACUAAAAGCUAAGGAGGAGAGAGAGAAGUCGCAAGCAGAGAAAAAAGAUCAGUAUCAGAAAUAGAAAAUAGCCAAUAAAGAGGAAGCAAAGGCAAAAUAUGAAAAAGAACCUCAGAGAUUGAACAAAACUCUAUUUGUUAGAAAUAUCGGGUAUGAUACAAAUGAGCAGCAAUUCAAGGAGUUUAUGGGCAAAUUUGGAGAUGUCAAGUAUGCUUUACUCGUAAAGGUUAAGGAGUUGCAACUAAAUCAUGAGUCAGGAGAGGCAAUGACUCACAAGGGUACAGGAUUCGUUUAGUUUAAAAAUCCCAAUGUUGCUGAAUAGUUGAUAGAACUCUCUAACUCAAUAGAGAUUAAGUUAGAUGAAGAAUGCAAGACUAAUAGACUAAAUGCCAAAAAGAAUAAAGGUAAAUUGGAAGAUAACAAAGGAGUACUUAGUGUGAUAACUGGUGAACUCGAAUUGAAUGGAAGAAGACUAGUUAUUAAGGAAGCAAUGUCAAAGUCGGAAGCGAUUGACAAACAUGCUGAAGAUCAAUCAAAGAAAUAAAUGAAAGAGGACAAGCGUAAUCUGAACUAUAAGAAAGAAGGUCUCCUAAAUGAGGAGACUUGGAUUCAUAAGAAACCAAGACCUUCUGAGAAAUAGAUUGAAUAAAGACAGAGGCUACUUAAAGAAAAGGAUGCAGCUCUGACAAAGAAUACUAACUUGUUCGUGUCGAAGAAGAGAAUUCAAAUUAGGAAUCUUCCAAGGAGAGACUUCUUCGAAAAGGAAUUGAAGGAACUAAUGAUGGUUGUAGUUGAAGAAUGGCUUAAAACUGUAGACGAUAAGAAACUUAAGGAGUAAAACAAAAAGAAAUUUUUGAAGCAAGUUAAAAUUCUCAGAGAUUAGGAAAAGAUUGAUACUUAGAGCGGAGAUAAGCUAGCUAGUGGUCUUGGUUUUGCUGAGUUUGGAGAUGAAGAGUUAGCUUUGUAUGCCUUGAGAUACUUAAACAAUAUGGAAUUGGUGACUAAUAAAGGCUUAAUAGCUGAUUUCAGUUUGGAAGAUUAGAGAGCCAUUCACAAACGUGAGGUAAAAUUUGAGAAGUAAAAGAAACUUAACCAAGAUAAGAAGCGUGAAGAGAAAAUGGAGAAAAAACAGCAAGAUGAAAAAAAGGCAUUACUUCCAACAAGUGGAGUUGUAGAUCUAGGCAAGAGAAACUAGCCAGAGAAGCUAGAUAAGGAAUCUAUUGAUAAAAUCACAGACUUAGAGCUGUUGCAUCAAAUGAUGAGAUAAACUAUAAGCAGAGGUAAAAAGCAAAGAAUCAAGAAGAGAAUUGACAAAUUAGAAGCUGAAAGAGGCAUAGUCAGAGAGUUACCAGCAAAAGAUAAAACUCCUAAGCUACCAUAGUAAUAACAAGAAAGGCCUAAGGUUGAAGUGCCUAAGGUAUCAGCAUAGGAGAAAGUAAAGAGUUUAUUGAAGAAGAGAGAGGAGAAGUUAAUGUAGAAAGAUUAGAAAAAGAAGGAUAAGUUCAAAAACAAUAUUACUGAUGAGGAAAGGGAGAUCAUGAAAAAGAUUAAAAAUAAGAAGAAGGAUAAAAAGAGAUAACAAGCAAGAGAGACUGAUGAGUUCGAUGACAUACUAGAUACUUACAAGAAUAAAGUACUCAAGAAGAUUAAGAAGUCACUUGCUGGCGCCUCUAAGAAGUAAAUUACAGAAGGAGAUUUUGAAGAAGUUGAUCUUAGUGAUUGA